UAAACAAUCCUGGCAUCAUGCAAGAGCAUAGCAAAGCGAACGUUAACAUGUGUCACUCACUCACUUACUUUAUUGUCGGAAAUAUUUAAUGUUUGAUUUCUUUUCUUAAUCCCAUUUUUAUUUAUUUCGUUUCAUCACAAGCCAUCCCUUCAUUUCUUCCGCUUUCUUGUUCUUUCUCUGCAACUUUGUUGGGGCUCAACACCCUGCAACUUUCCAAAAAGAGCUGCUAACUGACCAUUGAAAUGGAUGCCGAUGUCAUUCAUGAAGAGGGUGUUUCUGGUGAUGACUUCAAUAGUAUGGAACCGGAGGCAGGGUCAAGUAGAGCUGACAUACUUGAUGGGAUAUCAGCUGGUGGAGAGGUGGAUGGAGAAUUAGGAAGGGCUAGUGAGAUUCUAACAAGAGUAGAAUUAGAUUUAGCAUGUUCCUCAGAGAAAUUGGUUAACUUAAGUGUACUUACAAUGCAUUUGGCGACUAGGGAAACUGACUUGGAAUCAUUUAUGUCAGAAAAAGACUAUUUGCUGGUUGAUUCUUUUGAGAAGGCUGUGGAGUUUGAUCUCUUAUCUGGAAUUUUAGAUUCCGAGGUUAACGAACUGGAUAAGUUUAUGGAGUGUCUUGAAACUGACAUUAUUAGUUCCCGUGAGACAAUAUCUUCAUUUAAGCACUUGGGAGAAGCUUUCUUCAAAAUGGAGGAUAAGUUAUGUGUUUCUGAAGAAUCAUUGAAGCAGUUAAUAGAUCAAGUCUCAGAAAUUAAGAUGCAAUCUGCUGAUUUCCCAAAGAUUUUAUCAUGUCUUCAUGGAAAUGAAAAUUGGAACAAUGAAAAUGGUGUGAACGUAUCAGAAGCUGACCAAUCCUCUAGUGUUGAUGCAAAGAUAGAAAUGCAAACAAUUGAACAGCAAAGGAAUAUUUUGAGGAUGCUGGAGAAAUCUUUGGCUAGGGAAAUUGAUCUGGAACAGAAGUUAGCAGAAUCUAGGCAAAUUGAGGAGGAGCUUAAACCAAGGGUGCUCUCUUUAGAACAAGCGAUGAUUUGCAUGGAGGAAGAGACAAUGGAUGUUAGUGAAAGGUUGUUUGAAGCAGAGAAUGCAGCGGAGGUGUUUAUGAGGAUUUCAAAGGAGCUACUGGGUCGACUUCAACUUGUUCAGUUUAAUUUGAAUAGUUCAAUUAAUCGUGAAACUGAGCUAAGAUUGAAGCUCGAAGAGUCCACAGAGAAGUUGGAAGCCAAAGAGAGUGCAUUGCGGAAGCUUGAAAGUGGUGAUUCUAGAGUCAGUGACUUUCUUCUAGCACAGGCAGACAACUUAAAAGAAAAGUUGACAGAAGCUGAAAAUAAGUUCAUUCUUGCCGAUUCUGAGGCAUUCACUUUGCGUGAGAAGAUAGAAUUAUUAGAGAAGCAACUUGAAGAAUAUGAGUUAAACAUGUUGAAUGCAAAAGCUUCUGGUGAUGAAAGUCGUGAACAACAUGAUACUUUAUGUUCUCAGCUCCAUGAAUUGGAAAAUGUGACUGCUGAUUUGAAAGAGAGAUUAUCUGAAGCAGAAAAUAGAGCAGAUAAUGCUGAAUCCAAAUGCAAAUUAUUAGGUGAGGCUAACAUGGAACUUAAUGAAGAGCUGGGUCUUCUUAAAGGCCAAUAUAUAACGUCUGAAAAGGUGGAAUUACUUGAGAGGCAAUUGAAGGAAUCUGAGAUCCGGUUACUGAAUGCCGUGGCUUCAGCUGAAGCUAGUCAGGAGAAGCAAAAUAUGUUGUAUUCUACAAUUGGAGAUAUGGAAAAUUUAAUUGAGGAUCUAAAAUUGAGAGUUUCAAAAGCUGAAAGUCGAGCUGAUACUGCAGAAGAUAAGUGUAUCAUAUUAUCUGAGAAUAACGCAGAGCUAAGUGAAGAACUGAGCUUCUUGAGGGGUAGACUGGGUUGCUUGGAGGCAUCUUUAAAUCGAGCUCAGGAAAUGAAAAUGGCAACUGCAAGGGACAUAGGCAUUCGUGCCAAACUGAUAGCAAAUUUGCUCAUGCAAUUGAGCAUGGAAAGAGAGCGCCUUCACCAGCAGAUAUCUGGACUAGCUCUGAAAAAUAAAAUUUUGGUAGUGAAGUUGAAGCAAACUGACAGGGAUCCCUCUAUAGUUAGGAGCCAUGAGAAUAGGGGAAAUGUGGAGGAAUUUUUUUUUUCAAAGCAAGACUCCAGUACUGCUGCUGCAAGAGAAAGUAAGGAAGAAAUAACCAAGUUGUCAGCCAGUGGUUCUGAGGUUGUUUGAGUUUAUGGCCAUCUAUCUGCCUAUUCUGUUAAUUUAGAUUUUAGGAGUAUAUGUAGUUGAAGAAUAUGUUAAUACAGGAGUGGCAUAAAGGCUCUUCCAUCUGAAAGCAUUGCUGUUAAAGUGCCUAAUUGAAAGUGAAACCUGCUAUUCUUGCAAUUUGCCUUGUCAAGGAGUUGGUUGUCCUGGUUAAAGUUGCUGUGUUUUCUUGGGAUGAUGGUUUCACUAUCCCAAUCUUGGGAUAGAAUAAAGGUUGUAAAUGAAUUUUAACAUUUCUUUAGAGCAAGUGGGAAAAGCAUGUAUAAGAGUAAUUAAAUUGCGAUAGCCCAUAGGCACUCCAGCUCCUUAAUCUCUCUCUCUCAUCUAUGACUCUAUUGAGAGUUGCAAGCCCAUGACACUUAAGGCAUUAUUUGUUGAGACCAAAUGAUUUCAAAUAUGGCUAUUUCUAGCAGUACCCUGUAUUUUUUGCUGCUUGCUAGGAUAUGUGCAUUUUUUUAUGUGUAUGCUCAUAUGCCAUAUAUCUGUUUGCCUCAAUUGCCAUAAACUUUGACAUAGUCUUUCCAGCUUUCUCUACCCUCUUGCUACAUUUAGCCUGAAUUCUUAAUUGGUGUAGCCAUUUGACCAUGCUCUUUUGUUUUGUUUGUUUGUUUUUCUUUUCUUUUUGUUUUAGAACCCUUCUGUAGAAGUGAGAUGAAAAAGUAGAAUAAUGUUUUAUGUUUGGAGAGGCUUUUAUACAUUGAUAGCUUAUUAUAUAGCAACUUUAUAUUUUCUGUAUUUGGAUGUUAUCUGAUGUUUGGUUCCUU
Messenger RNA from Durio zibethinus, 3031 nucleotides. It is a transcript of the gene WIT1, whose product is annotated as WPP domain-interacting protein 1. NCBI's taxonomy places the organism in Eukaryota, Viridiplantae, Streptophyta, Magnoliopsida, Malvales, Malvaceae. The record is from RefSeq and is a predicted model, not a curated record.